CGAUUUUGAAUGGUAUACGAAUGUAAGGAUUCGAAUAUCACAAGAGGUAGAGACCGAAAUCUUUGCAACUGUCAGCUCUAGGCGAAAAUCUUACGCGUGAAAAUAGUACAUGCUCGUCUCGCGUUCUCGCCGCUGAAGGCGGUCACGAAAUACGAAAAUUUACAUCUUUCAAACUUUGUCCGUUGCUGAAGUGCAUUCGAAAACAAAAUUAUGCCAAACAUGGGCACAAUCAAAUUUUGCGAAGUAAGUAUAUAUAAAUAACCCGCCAUCUGAGUUCAUUCAUAACUGAACUGCUCCCGCAGUCCACAGCUAUUUCUUCUCGCCUAACUUCCAAGUCUCAUCAUGGCCAGUAUAAAGAAGCAGCCCGACCAAAAGCAGGAGUCAAACGAACCAAGUUGCUGCUGUCCACGCCGACUCAAUCCAUGUUUAUUGUGGUCAUCAAUAUGCAGCUGGUAUUUGCGUCUUCUAAGACAUUUCUUUGGCUGGUUUGGGGAAAAGAUUGCUACGCAUCCGCUGAUAACAAUUCAGAUAUGUCUUCUGUUUGUCAGUGUUUGUUCUGUGGGGUUUGUCUGGUUCCGGUCAGAAACAAGAACUGACAAACUUUUCGUACCUCAAAGCAGCAAGGCUGUUAAGGACUUGGAGACUGCCGAAAAAUACUUCCGAAUCAAGUUUCGAGAAGAAAUCGUCCUUUUGGUGGCAGCGCCUGGUCAUCCCAAUGUUCUCUCUCCUGAGUGUCUGAGGCAGGCUUUCCGUGCCCACAAGGCAGUUAUGACCUUAGAAUCUUAUACCGACUUCUGUGUUACACUGUCGGGGAACAAAUCCAGAUCAUCAGAAGACUGUGUGAUGAUCAACCCGCUGGAAUUUCUGCAGUUUAAUGAGAGUUACCUGAUCAAUAAAGACAUUAGCCAAAUUCAACAUGAACUAAGCAAAGCCUUAAAGAACACAAGCUUCAUCAUGCGAAACGGACGCCCCUUCUGGCUCAACUUGAACCGAAUAUUUGGCAAAAUCACCCGAAAGCAAGAGAACAUAACUGGUGCGAAAGCAUUGCAAAUAGUUUAUCAUAUUCGCGAUCCGUCCGAUGAAGACGCCCGCGAAAGGGUCCUCAACUGGGAGAAGAAGUUUAUCGAUAAGAUGGCUUCUGUGGUGGACAAACUUCCCUGCUUUGAAGUCCACUACUCGAGUGAGAGGAGCCUGGAUGACGCUGUCGCUGAGAGCAGUGGGUCUGACGUCAAACUGGUGUCAAUCACUUACACUCUCAUGAUCUCCUUUGCUUGCAUCAUGCUGGGAAAGUUUAAAAAUCCGCUGACCGGCCAUUCCCUGCUCGCUAACGCAGGAGUGUUCGCAGUGGCUCUGGGGAUUCUAGCUGGACUCGGCCUCGGUAUGUGGUUCCGAGUGCCAUUUGUCAGUAUCGUGGGAGUGCUUCCGUUCCUUGUCCUUGGAAUCGGCCUCGAUGGCAUAUUCAUCUUAGUGGAUGAACUUGACCGACAGCCGUGUGACCUUUCGACAACGGAAAAGAUCAAAGCAGUCAUGAGGCAUACAGGUGCGACUGUUACUAUGACAACUAUGACGGAUUUAGUGGCAUUUGCAGUCAGCACAUCCACCUCAUUCCCAGCCAUUAGGUAUUUCUGCAUCUACGCAGCCCUGACAGUAACGUCAUCAUUCCUAAUGGUUGUCACCUUCUUUGUGGCCGUCAUGACCUAUGACAUAAGAAGAAUUAAAUCCGGUCGCAGAGAUUGCCUCCCAUGCUGCCUGGCGCCGCGACCCAAAGAUGGAAAGCCAGCCUGGGACGAGCCCAUCACACAGACGUCAAAUCGAGUCAUGAAGACUUGGGGAAAAUUCUUGACGUUUCCAGCAACAAAAUGCUCGGUGAUAUUCAUCUCGCUGCUGCUGCUUGGAGCUGGAAUUUACGGAGUCACUCAAGUGGACGAGGCGUUUAACAGAAGAAUCCUAGCAAAAGAUGAUUCUUACUUGAAACAGUUUUUGACCGCUCAAGAAAAUCAGUUUGACCUUUCUAUUCCAGUGAGCAUCGUGGAGACUGGCGCGUUAGAUUAUGAGAAAUAUACAACCCAGCAACAGAUCAGAGCAUUGACAAACAUCGUGACGGAAAACAAAUACUACAGAGACCGCUCGUUAUCCUGGAUGGACACGUUCUCUCGUUACGCUGAGCAAACUAAUAAGAGCAUCACUGGUCCUUACUUUUUGCCUGCCUUGAGAGAAUUCCUUCGUAUUCCAGCCUUUUCCCAUUUCAGUCAAGAUUUGAAGUUUACCACGGAUGGCACCAGACUGGAAGCCUCUCGCAUCUUUGGAUUUAUGAAGAGUACCAGCACCUCCACCAUCCAGAAAAACGCCAUGCUCACACUUCGUGAAGAUAUCACAGAAAAGUCGGAACUUGGUGCCUUUCCAAUCAAUCGACUCUUCAUAUAUUUCGAGCAGUACGCCAUUACUUCCAGGGAAACCGUAAGAAACCUCAUUAUCGCAGCCAUAGCGGUACUGCUUGUUACAAGCCCCUUUUUAGUGGACUGCACAGUUACGUUCAUUGUAGUGCUGAACUUUGCGGCCCUGAUAUGCGAGUUAUUUGGACUGAUGGUCAUCUGGAAUGUUUCCCUUAAUUCUGUUUCUAUGGUUAACCUCGUUAUGGCCAUUGGAUUUGCAGUCGAUUACAGCGCACAUAUCGCGCAUGCGUACAUAACGUCAAACGAAGCAACAGUCAAUGGACGAGUGGUAGAUGCCUUGAGUACAUUAGGAGCAAGUGUAUUCAUGGGAGGAUUCAGUACCUUCCUUGGCAUGGUCGUUCUUGCAUUUGCCGCAUCACAGAUCUUCCGUAUAUUCUUUAAAAUGUUCUUCGGCAUCGUCGUGCUCGGUCUCCUCCACGGCUUGUGUAUUCUACCUGUUCAUCUGUCCUUGCUUUGCUGGAGACCAGCUGUUGGGAUCAGACCCUCCUCACAUGAGGACACUUCCAAGAAACAAGGCAAUGAAUACAGCCGAGUUGAUACACUCAACGCCCCUGAAUCUUUGAAGGAUGAAUGUGACAGGGAAACAAACGUCUAAAAGAGGUGCCUUGCAGGUUUUAUGCUGUUUGGGCAGAGGUGCCUUGCAUUUUACUAGCAGUCCAGUAAAAUUGCUGUUUUAGCUAACUAAGCCAACUAAAUGACUUUUAACCUCGAAAAGACAAGAUUUUAAUCGAAACAACAACGUGAAUUAUCGCCAAUAAGCUACUCACACGUCACUCGUGACUACGCUUCGUUAGUGCUAAGCAACUGCAAAGCUUGUCUGAUUGUCAUAAAACCUUAUCCAGCAUAAACGCCUAUCAAAAAAUAAUAUUUCUCAAGUGGAACCAACAAGCAACCAACGUGGGAAGAAGCGUGUGGAAAUUAAGCGAUUGAUUUCAGGUUUUUGUCGGAAAUAGGAUUUAUGGACUGACCAAUUUAGUUGUGCACCAAUCCCUUGAAAAUCGUUAGUCCACAAGUCCCAGUACUAAAUGUGUAAUACUAAUGCUGGACUAUUGUAAAAUACAUUUUCACGGAACACAUCCUGAGAAAUGCGAAGGUGAUGAUUUAUGGAAAAAGAGAAGGUUUCAAAAUUUGAAAGGUAUUCAAAAGUUUAGGGAAGGAAUUUUAAAUCAUAUUAUUCUUGAUGAAUACUCAAAAUAUCUUUUAUUUGUCUGAAGAAAUUAGCCCAUUUAAAAAGUAAAGCAAAUUUCGACUGAAUAUUUCAACUUUUUUUUGAAAAUUUUGAGUAGUACACAAAUAGUUGGGAUCAGUCCUGUCAUAAAUUUAGUGUUUUCUUCCACAUUGUUAAAAUUAAUGUAGGGCAUCUGUUCAUUAAUCAAAGAGAGUUUUCUUACGUAUUGGUGUGUAAUUUGUAUUGUGGUGGAAGCCCAAGAAAGUUAAAAGAAAAAACCGCACUGA
This is a messenger RNA of Pocillopora damicornis (cauliflower coral), 3908 nucleotides long. Its product is annotated as patched domain-containing protein 3. Gene Ontology annotation, cellular component: membrane. The record is from RefSeq and is a predicted model, not a curated record. NCBI's taxonomy places the organism in Eukaryota, Metazoa, Cnidaria, Anthozoa, Scleractinia, Pocilloporidae.